Messenger RNA from Thamnophis sirtalis, 5864 nucleotides. Lineage: Eukaryota; Metazoa; Chordata; Lepidosauria; Squamata; Natricidae. The record is from RefSeq and is a predicted model, not a curated record.
CACCUGUCACAGAAAUCAGUAUCAAUCGACACUUGUGCAAGAUUAAAGAGCCUUGCUUAUUUGGGCUAAGGUAUUCUGAAGCUAAAAAUAUAAUCCAAAAUCCUAUCUCAGCCAGGACCGCUAUGUUUUGCAUGUUGGAGGAAGAUAUGCUGAACAGAAUGUAAAGAUAUCAUGGCCUUACUUACAGUGACAGAUAUGGAAGGAACAGUAUCAUCCUCUAUUCAUCAAAAUGGUGGCAUUGUUGGAAAUUCUACCAUUUCUCGACCGUCAGAACAGCUGUUUCGAAUUUACCUUUAUAAUUCCCCAGGAAGGACAGAAGGUGACUAUCUACUGUUUCCAGCUGGAGAGUAUGUCACAGAAGAAAUUUGUGUGGCCUGCUGUAAGGCUUGCGAUUUUAUUUCCCACACUGGUAUUGUAGCAGUAAUAUACGAGCAUAUCGGUAUGGCGUUUCUCGAAGUGCAGAGAGUCCCAUCCUUGAUGAUAUUGUCAUGUGUUACCUAUUUGCUCAGUGGCGAGAAGAUUUUGUCCAUGGGUGGGUAAAAAUGGCUGUGACUCAUGAAACACAGGAAGAAUGUCUUGGAAUGGCUGUCCUGGAUAUGAUGAGAAUGGCCAAAGAAAAGGACCAAACUCCAUUAGCCAUUUACAAUUCUGUAAGCUACAAAAUGUUUUUGCCAAAAUGCAUCAGAGAAAAAAUCCAAGAUUAUCAUAUUUUAACACGAAAAAGAAUAAGGUACAGGUUCCGGAAAUUUAUUCAGCAAUUCAGCCAGUGCAAAGCAACUGGCAGAAAUCUGAAACUGAAAUAUCUCAUUAAUUUGGAAAUCCUCCAGUCUGCCUAUUACUCGGAAGUGUUUAAAGUGAAGGAUCCUGGAAGAGAACCUUCAAAUACAGAAUCUUUUGCAACCAUCAUUAUAAGUGGAAAUGGUGGGAUACAGUAUUCCAGAGGAAAACAGAAUGCCAGUGAGAUGCUUACAGAUGAGGGCAUACAAACCUACUGUGAUUUUCCUGAUAUUAUAGAUGUCACUAUUAAGCAAGCAAAUCAAGAAAGUUCUGGAGAAAGUAGAAUUGUAACCAUUCACAAGCAGGACAGCAAGAAUCUGGAAGCGGAAUUUCAUUCAUUAAAAGAAGCUCUUUCUUUUGUAUCAUUAAUCGAUGGAUAUUAUAGAUUAACAGCGGAUGCUCAUCAUUACCUUUGUAAAGAGGUGGCACCUCCUUCAGUUCUUGAAAAUAUCCAGAGCAAUUGCCAUGGGCCAAUUUCCAUGGACUUUGCAAUCAGCAAACUAAAAAAAGCUGGCAAUCAGACUGGCUAUUAUGUUCUUCGUUGCAGUCCAAAAGAGUUUAAUAAGUACUUUCUUACCUUUGCUGUGCAGCAAGACGGCAUAAUUGAUUAUAAACAUUGCUUGAUAACAAAAAAUGAAAAUGGAGAAUAUAAUCUCACUGGAACUAGAAAAAGUUUUACCAACCUUGUGGAUUUGUUGAAUUGUUACCAUACAGAAACUGUCUGAUCGGAUAGUAUGAUUUUCCAAUUUACCAGAUGCUGCCCUCCANCCAGGCUCCUUGCUGAGGAUAAAAACCUCAUGCAUGGAAAUGUAUGUGCAAAAAAUAUCUUGCUUGUCAGAGAGGAAGAUAGGAAGUCUGGGAACCUUCCUUUUAUCAAACUUAGUGAUCCUGGUAUCAGCAUUACAGUUUUGCCAAAAGACAUUCUUCUGGAGAGGAUUCCAUGGGUGGCCCCAGAAUGCAUUGAAAGUCCCAAACAGUUGAGCCAGGCAGCAGACAAGUGGAGUUUUGGGACAACUCUGUGGGAAAUCUGCAGUGGAGGAGACAAACCCCUCAAUGCACUGGAUUCUCAAAGGAAGCUACAAUUUUAUGAAGACAGGCAUCAGCUUCCUGCUCCCAAUUGGACAGAAUUGGCAAAUUUGAUAAACAAUUGUAUGGAAUAUGACGCAGAUUUCCGGCCCUCUUUCAGAGCAAUUAUACGGGAUCUGAACAGCUUAUUUACGCCAGAUUAUGAAUUAUUGACAGAAAAUGAUAUGUUACCAAAUAUGAGAAUUGGUGGUCUUGGAUUUUCUGAAGCUUUUGAAGGACGGGACCCAACUUACUUUGAAGAGAGACACCUCAAAUUCUUGCAGCAACUUGGCAAGGGUAAUUUUGGAAGUGUGGAAAUGUGUCGAUAUGAUCCACUGCAGGAUAAUACAGGGGAAGUGGUAGCUGUGAAGAAACUGCAGCACAGCACAGAAGAAUACUUACGAGAUUUCGAAAGAGAGAUCGAAAUUCUCAAAUCUCUGCAACAUGACAACAUUGUCAAGUACAAAGGAGUGUGCUAUAGUGCAGGUCGGAGAAAUCUGAAGUUGAUAAUGGAAUAUUUACCCUAUGGCAGUUUACGGGAUUAUCUCCAGAAACACAAGGACAGGAUGGACCAUAAGAAACUCCUACAGUAUGCUUCUCAGAUAUGUAAGGGCAUGGAGUACCUGGGUUCAAAAAGAUAUGUACACAGAGAUCUGGCAACACGAAAUAUCUUGGUGGAGAAUGAAAACAGAGUGAAAAUUGGAGACUUUGGCUUGACAAAAGUUUUGCCACAGGAUAAGGAAUAUUACAAAGUAAAGGAACCAGGAGAGAGUCCUAUAUUUUGGUAUGCUCUGGAAUCCUUGACAGACAACAGGUUUUCUGUGGCCUCAGAUAUGUGGAGCUUUGGUGUGGUCUUGUAUGAACUCUUCACUUACAUAGACAAGAAUAAAAGCCCUCCGGCAGAGUUCAUGCGCAUGAUUGGAAACGAUAAGCAAAACCAGAUGAUUGUGUUCCAUUUGAUAGAGCUUUUGAAGAAUAGCGCGAGGCUGCCAAGACCCGAUGGAUGCCCUGAUGAGGUUUAUACCAUCAUGUCAGAGUGCUGGAAUAAUAAUACAAGUCAGCGGCCAUCUUUUAGGGACCUUGCUUUGAGAGUGGAUGUCAUAAGGGAAGGCCUGGGUGGAUGAAAAUCCUGGACUUGAUUCAAGGGGACAUGCAAACAUGAAGAGCAAAUGUACUUUGCUCCUUAAGCAGUUGCAGAUUAUCAGCCUUCCCAUGCAUCUUCUUCCCAUCCUUGAAGACUUUGGGGGAACAUCCCAUCAGAAUGUACAAAUGGUGAAGAUCUCUGCUUUAGCUUCUUCAUCAGGAAUGCUACCACAAUGCACCAACGGAAAGCACUUUGAUAGAAAAAGGAGUUCCCUUUUUAAAAGCAUAAAACAGUAGAUAGCAUCCCCUGUAAAUGGAUUUACAGAUCAAAAUGUCAAGAAGGAAAGUCAUGGAAAGGUGAAGAGUUGGUCUACGAAUGUUUUCUUUUCUCAGCUGAAGAAAAUUUAGGCUGCAAUCUUAUAACGUCUAUUCCAUGGGGUAUACCCUAUUAAUUUCUUGAGACUUGAGAAAACAGAUAGAAUUGUGCUCUUAAACAGAUGAUUACCUGCAGAAUGCAUACUGUUUGGCUUCAGCACAACUGUUAAAGAAAAGCACAUUCCUAAAGGCAUCACUUUGAAGAGGAACAAAUGUUUGAAUUGAAGCUUAGCAAUGCCUAUGGACAUCAGAUCCACGCUAUGGUCUCAAUCACUUGUACUGAUUAGAAAAAAAAUCAUUUCUACACUUUGUUAUUUAGUCUCCAUUUGUCCAUUGUGUUUCCUAUAAGUAGAUGAGAUUAAUUUGUUCAUUUGCCCAUUGCAUAUUUCUUAUAUAUGAUUAUGCAAUUCUUUUGAGAAUAUACAUUCAAUGUAAAAAGACAUGGUAGAGAAGCAAAGAGCUCUUAAGAUAAGAGGAGAAAAUAGCACAACUAACUCUUGGAGUUGCCUUUAUAUCGUGGAAGAUCCCCAGACUUUCAGUGUGGCAUCCAAAAAAGGAAACUUGCAGAAUGUGGAAGACAUCUCUAUCCUGCCAGAAUUCGUAAAGCAAUUCUGAGGGCCUGUGGAUUACAUUCCAAAAAGCACCUUGAGAAUUCCUAUUUGCCUUUUCUAUAGGAAACAAAAUGGUUUUGCGUACUUUUUCAUGGCUUACACAAGGGCUUGCAUUUUUUAAAAUGCUAGUUUAGCUAGUUUUUACCAUGUUGAGGUGUUAUGGCUCCAGUGAAGAGAACAAAUCAUAGGGUUAGUACUUGAUUGAGCAACUAUAUGCCUAUCUGAGCCAGUGGCGGGUCGGUAAAAGAAGCAGAUAUGCCUGUUGAGGCAGUAUAAUGCACUGUAUAUAUAUAUAUUUUUGUGCGGGGGGGAAAGGAACAGAUAAGUAUUUUUUUUUUAAGAAAACUUGUUAAAAUUACCUUUUUAAAUAAGCAAAUAGUUGUCUAUUUUCCUACCUUUGUGUUUGUGGACUUGUAAUGCUUGACUAUGUCUCCUUAAAAGUGCAAAGAUUGAAACCAUAUUGUAGCAGCUUAAUCCUUGUUUGUCUUGUUAUUUCCUUAACUUUUAUAGGAUGGUUCAUUCACCUGAAAAGAGAAGUAUGUCUGUGAUGUUACCAGGAUAAUUGAGGCCCAUCUUUUCUUGGGUUAUUGGAUCAUUUGGCUGUAUGUGACUUCAGUCGUGUAAUAGGAAUUGGUUGCGAUUACACUGCCUAGAUUGUGAAAUAAGGGUUAGUCCCUGCAGAUUUAUGCUUGGCAGUAUCAGUGGCACAACUUCAUGUUUGCAAAAUAGUACGCUGUUUCUGGCACUCUUGUGCUUUCCAACUCUGUGUUAACUUAAGCAUUGGCCAUAAAAAUUCAGAGGAAAGCAAAUGAAUUGAAUUCCUUUUUCCAUAGUUUGACCGCCAAGUCUUGCUUUCGAAAUGUGAAGUUUCUUUUAAGCAAAUUUGAACUCAAUUAAAUUCCCAAUAUCGGAUGAGUAAGUUUGGUCAAAGAAGCAGUGGCUCUUUGCUACAGAAGCCAAAUUAAAACUUGAAAUGUAUUUAUAGCAAAAUGUAGGGUAGGUGGCCAUGUUCUGUAAGCCUCUAUAGUCAGUUUAUUUACCUACCUACCUACCUCAAGCAUAGAAGAAGGUACAGCAAUGUGAAUCUUGUAUGGGAUUAAACAAGUACCUCGAAAUGCAGAUGUCCAGGCUGUGAGUGCCAGUUUAAAAUAGUUUGUGCCACUAGGAGCACUGGCAUAUAUAUCAAAGUGGACUGACUAGGCCUGGCAUGGCUCCCCUUCCAAACAUGCCAGAUUCCUCAGUCUGGCUCACUGGUAAGGGAACAAGACCCGUCUAUUUUGGAGAAUCCAUGCACAAACCAUAGUUCUAUUGGUGGGAGGUGAUAGGAAGUCCCUUUAUGAGAGGAGCCAUCCCAAUAUCUAAUUUGCUCAGGUAAAACCUUAAUUUUAUUUUAAAGAGUAGGAAAUUAUGUUAAGCAACAAAGGGGGGCAGGGAGGUUGUAAUUGUAAAUAGUUACAUUUUGUGUGUUAUCCUGUUAUUGAUGGCUGAAUUUUUUUCCAAUAGCAUUUUAAGAGAGAGAGUUUUAUUGUAUAUUUUUAAUGGCUUUGGAUGAUAUAUUGCACAUUUGUACAUUGAUAGAAAAUUUAUUGUACAGAAACUGCAUUUUGAUUUUGUAGAAUAUUGCGGUAAAUGCUUGGUGGUGGGAUUCUCCCCAGUUAACCAAAUGAUCGUAGCAUCAGGUUGAAAGCAACACGAGCCAUCAGGUUCGGCAUCACUCUUGUUUUUGAACUGCCUUCGUCUGAUUGAGGAUUUCAUAUUUCAUAUAAAGGAAGAAAACUCAGGGAAUUUUGUGCAAUGCAAAGAAAAGUUCUUCCAAAAUUAUUUUUUUCAAGUGACUUUUUUUUUAUCUAAUAGAAUUGGGAUAUUCUACUUUCCUGGUAUAAGGAAUUUAAAAUAUUUAACAAAAAUAUUGAAGUGCUUUGUUUGAAACCACCUCCAUUUUGAAUUUCCAUU